UUUGUACAAUUGCAACUAACUCCCGAUGAAACACCAUUUGGUUUAGAAAUUCAGCUGACACGUGUGGUCCGCCACUGACCGUAGUUUUUGAUAAUUUUUCGCUGAAAACACCGAGAAAAUGAGUACGAUUUUAGAGAAAAUCGCGGCCAUCGAGAGUGAGAUGGCCCGCACGCAGAAAAAUAAAGCAACAGCUGGUCAUUUAGGUUUAUUAAAAGCGCGCCUUGCUAAAUUAAGACGAGAGCUCAUCACUCCAAAGGGCGGUGGCGGUGGUACUGGCGAGGGCUUCGACGUCGCGAAGACAGGAGACGCCAGAAUUGGAUUUGUCGGUUUUCCAUCUGUUGGCAAGUCCACCCUUUUGAGCAAUCUAGCAGGAGUAUAUUCUGAAGUAGCAGCCUACGAAUUUACUACGCUAACCACUGUGCCUGGCUGCAUCAAAUACAAAGGCGCCAAAAUCCAGCUGCUCGAUUUGCCUGGUAUCAUUGAGGGUGCUAAAGACGGCAAAGGUCGAGGCCGUCAAGUCAUUGCCGUCGCGAGAACCUGCAGUCUGAUUUUCAUUGUGUUGGAUGUCUUGAAACCAUUGCAGCACAAAAAGCUGAUUGAGCACGAAUUGGAGGGCUUUGGCUUGAGAUUGAACAAGAAUCCUCCAAAUAUUGUUUUCAGAAAAAAGGACAAAGGAGGAAUUAAUUUGCAGUGCAUGGUACAGCAAAGUGAACUUGACCUGGACACGGUGAAGACGAUUUUGUCCGAGUACAGAAUUCACAAUGCUGACAUAACUCUGCGAUACGACGCCACUUCUGAUGACCUGAUUGACGUUAUUGAGGGCAACAGAAUUUAUGUUCCUUGCAUCUACCUUCUCAACAAAAUUGAUCAAAUCAGCAUUGAAGAGUUGGACAUUAUCUACAAAAUUCCUCACUGUGUGCCAAUCUCUGCUCACCACAAGUGGAACUUUGAUGACCUUCUUGAAAGAAUGUGGCAAUAUUUACAACUUGUCCGAAUCUACACGAAACCCAAAGGCCAGCUACCUGAUUAUGAAGCGCCUGUUGUACUGCACUCUGAAAGACUCUCCAUUGAAGAUUUUUGCAACAAACUACACAGGACCAUUGCAAAGGAAUUCAAAUACGCUCUCGUUUGGGGAUCUUCUGUGAAGCAUCAACCUCAAAAGGUGGGCAAGGAGCAUGUGUUAAAUGACGAAGACGUUGUCCAAAUUGUUAAGAAAGUGUAAAAUAGUGGAAACCGAGUUUGUCUUAAUUUCCUCCAAGGCAAAUUACAUAACAUGACACUGCUAAUUCGUUGUUACAUAUUGGCAACUUCUUGCUCCACAAAUAUUUGGCCUAAUUUAUAAUUGCAGAGAAAAUAAAACUAUUAAAUGAAAAAUUGCACGAUUGCUAAUGUAACAAACAUUUUUUUAACUGGCAACUGUAUAAAUUUGAUUUGGAAAUAAACCAAUAAUCAAUUGUA
Cloeon dipterum is the source of this 1458-nucleotide messenger RNA. RefSeq names its product GTP-binding protein 128up (gene 128up). Bases 119 to 1222 code for a protein of 367 amino acids. The transcript has 7 exons. Gene Ontology annotation, cellular component: cytoplasm. Gene Ontology annotation, molecular function: GTPase activity; GTP binding. NCBI's taxonomy places the organism in Eukaryota, Metazoa, Arthropoda, Insecta, Ephemeroptera, Baetidae. The record is from RefSeq and is a predicted model, not a curated record. Gene Ontology annotation, biological process: cytoplasmic translation.